Messenger RNA from Sander lucioperca (pikeperch), 934 nucleotides. RefSeq lists its product as uncharacterized. The transcript is spliced from 2 exons. NCBI's taxonomy places the organism in Eukaryota, Metazoa, Chordata, Actinopteri, Perciformes, Percidae. Bases 4 to 810 code for a protein of 268 amino acids. The record is from RefSeq and is a predicted model, not a curated record.
GAGAUGGCUGCAACCCUGAGAAGAAGUGAUAGCAGAGAAUUACCUCCUUAUCUGUCUGAAUUAAUGAACAAACGUGAAAAACAUGCAGCUUCAUUCAUCAAACAGUUUGAUAGCAGUGAACGCAGGAUGAGAGAGAUUGUUAGAGAGUUUAGGGAGAUCGCAGCCAAAGUCAGAAAGAUGCAGGAGAGAACAGAUAAAGUCAGAAGAACAGCUCUUGGUAUGCCAUUGGGCUUACUUGCAGGCGGAGCAGCAGUAGCAGCAGCAGGAACAGAAGCAGCAGGAGCAGCAGCAGCAGCAGUAAUAGCAACAGUAGGAACAAUAGGAGUAGGAAUAGCAGCAGGAUCAGCCAUUUUAGUUGCUGGUGCAAAUGUAACAAAAGGGAGAUCAGAGAGUGGAAGUGUACAUAAAGUAAAACAGCUGUGGAAAGACUUCAUGGAGAUUAUUGAACCGCUGAAGAAUGACCUGGAAGAAAUAAAGACGACAUUUAAGAAGUUGGAGCAAAGAUCAGCUGAAGAAACAAAGAAGACGUGUGAGAAGUUGGAGCAAAGAUCAGCUGAAGAAACAGUUCAACUUCAGGCUGAAAAGACUCUGACAGACAUGGAGGACUUUCAGACUCUUACAGUAGUGUCUAUCCUGGGAAGAGGUGAGGGAGUAAUGUCUGCUAUGUGGAAUGUCUUCACACUCACAGCGUCCCCUGAAGAGGACAGAAAGUUAACAGACUCCAUCAUCCAAUCAGCUGAUUGCUGUCAGGAAGUCAUCGAUGACUUGAAGAAGAUGAAGGAAGAACUCAAAGACUUCACAGAACAGUGAACACUUCCACUGCUUCGCUGAUGAUGUCCAGAUCUACAUCUCUACCAAAUCCAUCACCACAGCUACAUCCUCCACCCUGACCAACUGCCUCAUCAAUAUUUAAACCUAUCUAUCUAACCCAACU